GCCGAUAUCUAUAUAUAUAUAUAGAGAGAGAGAGAGAGAGAGCGGGAGAGAUGAGCACCACCAGCUCGCCUGGUUCCGCCAAGGAUCUCCGAUCAACUCUUCUAUCUACGGUGGUGAAAGUCACGGGAAGACCGGAAACUCAGAAAAUAUGUAUCGAUGUUAUGCUCCAAAAGUAUUGUGGCGAGUUUGGUCCGUGGCAGCUCCGGCAUUUCGUCUUAGCUAGCUUGGCAUGGGCUCUUGAGGCCUUUCACACCAUGGUAAUGAUCUUUGCCGACCGUGAACCGGACUGGAGGUGCGUCGACGGUCCGUUAGGCUGGGUCGGUUGUGAGGCGGUGGCUAAGACGGUAUGUGGGCUUGAACCGGGUUCGUGGGAAUGGGUCGGCGGUGUUGGUAUCUCGACUGUGGAUGAAUGGGGACUAGUUUGUGGUGAGAAGUAUAAGGUUGGGUUGGUUCAAGCCUUGUUCUUUGGCGGCUGCAUGAUUGGAGCAGGAACAUUUGGCCACCUUUCAGACUCUUUCCUUGGAAGAAAAGGUUCACUAACCAUAGUUUGCUUAUUAAACGCCAUCUUUGGUUGCGUAACAGCUCUCUCUCCAAACUACAACACUUACGUCGUCCUCCGCUUCCUCACGGGCUUCAGCACCGGCGGUGUCGGCCUCUGUGCCUUUGUCCUGGCCACAGAGCCAAUAGGCCCCUCGAAGCGUGGCACAGCUGGAAUGUCCACUUUCUACUUCUUCUCAACUGGGAUAGCCUUACUUUCCCUCAUAGCUUAUAUCUUCCCAACAUGGCGUGCUCUCUACAUUGCUUCCUCCAUUCCUUCCUUCCUUUUUCUAGGAUUAGUCAUCCCUUUCGUAUCCGAGUCCCCAAGGUGGUACUUAGUCCGAGGAAAAGUCACUGAAGCUAUGAAGAUCAUGAACUCAAUAGCUAAGUCAAAUGGAAAGGAACUACCAGAAGGAGUAACUCUAGGGUUAGAUGAAGAUUCAAACAAUAACAGUACCUCAGAAAAUGAAAACACCACAUCAAGAAACGAAGUAUCUGGUUCUUUAAUCGACGUUGUACGAUCUCCCGUAACUAGAUACCGUCUCUUUUUGGCCGUAGCCAUAAACUUCCUCUGUUCCGUCGUUUACUAUGGGUUGAGUUUAAACGUUGUGAACCUAAAUACAAAUCUCUACAUUACCGUGGCUCUCAACGCCGUAUCCGAGAUGCCAGCUUUUACGAUCACGGCCAUUUUGUUGGACAAGUUCGGAAGGAAGCCAUUGGCGAUUGGGACACUCUGGUUUAGUGGCUUGUUCUGUUUUUUAGGAAGUUUGGUGAGAAACGACGUCGUUGGGGUGAGGAAAGUGCUGAGAAUGGUUUGUGGAGUGUUGGGGAUCUUUGGGGUGGCGGGGACAUAUAAUUUGUUGUUUAUCUACACGGCCGAGCUUUUUCCAACUGUAGUGAGGAACGCCGCGCUCGGGUGCGCAACUCAGGCGGCGCAGAUGGGAGCAAUCUUGGCACCGUUUGUUGUCGUUUUGGGAGGUGCGUUUCCUUUUGCAGUGUUUGCCGUAUGUGGGAUUGUUGGGGGGAUUCAUGCGUUCUAUUUACCAGAGACGCUGAAUCGGCCGUUGUACGACACCAUGGGUGGAAUGGAGAGUGGGGAGAAAGUACGUGAUCCUUUAAUUAGCGUUUGAAAACGAAGAACUAGAUUAAUUUAUGUGAAAGUUUCUCUCUUUUUUUUUUUUAAAAAAAAGUUUCUCAUUAAAUGUGUGGGUGUUUUUUUCUUCCUUAAUCCCGUCUUAAAAGCCCAUAAAUCCAAUUUGUAGGAUUUGGUUUGAUGAAUUGAUACUGGUAUUAAAAAGUGGAAAUUAGACUUUUUUUUU
Messenger RNA from Humulus lupulus (European hop), 1856 nucleotides. RefSeq names its product organic cation/carnitine transporter 4. Lineage: Eukaryota; Viridiplantae; Streptophyta; Magnoliopsida; Rosales; Cannabaceae. Bases 51 to 1667 code for a protein of 538 amino acids. Gene Ontology annotation, molecular function: transmembrane transporter activity. The record is from RefSeq and is a predicted model, not a curated record. The transcript is spliced from 2 exons. Gene Ontology annotation, biological process: transmembrane transport. Gene Ontology annotation, cellular component: membrane.